This is a messenger RNA of Chrysochloris asiatica (Cape golden mole), 1407 nucleotides long. RefSeq names its product zinc finger protein 2-like. Gene Ontology annotation, molecular function: RNA polymerase II cis-regulatory region sequence-specific DNA binding; DNA-binding transcription factor activity, RNA polymerase II-specific. The transcript is spliced from 5 exons. Gene Ontology annotation, biological process: regulation of transcription by RNA polymerase II. NCBI's taxonomy places the organism in Eukaryota, Metazoa, Chordata, Mammalia, Afrosoricida, Chrysochloridae. The record is from RefSeq and is a predicted model, not a curated record. The coding region runs from base 91 to 1407 and encodes 438 amino acids.
UCACUGAAGUUUAAGGAUGUGGCUGUGACAUUUUCAGCGGAUGAAUGGAAUCAACUGGUUUUUACUCAAAAAGCCCUAUAUAGGGAGGUGAUGUUGGAGAAUUACAGGGAUUUCGUGUCUUUGGGACUUCUAGUUCCUAACCCUGAUGUGAUUUUCCAGUUGGAAAGAGGUGAAGAACCAUGGAUGCUUGAUUUUCAGGAAGCUGAAGAGAAAGAAGGUCCAGAAGGUCUAAAUGCUAGACCCAACGGUCAGGACUCAACUCAAAGGCAGAAAGUAUCUAAAAAUGCAAAGCCACAAAAUACUCUUAUGGGAAAUAUCAGAAAAAAUGGUCUCUUGAGUCCUGCACUUGACACUGAUAAACCCAAGGACAGGUUAGAGAUUAAGAAAGAAAAUCCUGGGGAAACUUGGAUGAAGAAGUUCUCUCCCAAGGAGAAGGACUUAUGGCCAACAUCUACUUCUCCCAAGAAAACUGACAGUGUGGAGAGAAACUCUGAAUGUAGCCUCUGUGGGAAGACAUUUCCUAACCACUUAUCCCUCUUCCACCAUCGGAGGACUCACACUGAAGAGAAGCCCUGUGGACGUAAAGGUGGAGAAGAAGCCUGCGGUCACAGGAGCAGUCUUAAUAAACAUCUGAUAUCCCACACUGAGGAGAGCCCCUCUAAAUGCAAUGAGUAUAGGAAGACUGCCUAUGACCAGUUAACCCCAACAGAACAUCAGCAAGCUCAUGAUGAAGAAAAGCCUUUUAAAUGUAAUGAAUGUGGUAAGGCUUUCUCUAUCCGCUUUUCUUUAGCUCGACAUCAGAGAAUUCAUACUGGAGAAAGACCUUUUGAGUGUACAGAAUGUGGGAAGUCGUUUAGGGAGAAAGCUGUUCUUGGCCGCCAUAAACUUACUCACAUUGGAGAGAGGCCCUAUCAGUGCAAGGAGUGUGGGAAAGCUCUGUCAAACCGCUCCUCCCUCAUCCGCCACUGGAGAGCGCACACUGGAGAGAGUUCUUUUGAAUGCGAUGAUUGUGGAAAAGUUUUUUUUGAUCGCUCAUCCCUUACACAGCAUCAGAAGAUUCACAGAGAAAAGCCUUACAAAUGCACUGAAUGUGAAAAAGGCUUUAUCCAAAAGAGACUGCUUAUUCUACACCAGAGAGUUCACACUGGAGAAAAGCCCUUUAAAUGCAGUCUGUGCGGAAAAGCUUUCAGUUGCAAGCCAUCUAUUGUCCUACAUCAGCGACGUCAUGCCAUUGUGGAGGAGACAAAGAUUCAUACAGUUAUAACAUGGCAUCUGGGUCCCAGGUACAAGAGGGCAGUCUCAAGGAUCCAGAGCAAGGCAGAGGCAGAACGACUGUCAGGGACGCUCUGUGGCGGUUCUAUCCGAGACUAUGUCCCCAAUCCCAGCUACAAAGGGACCAGCCGCUAA